CCGCGGCACCGGAGGUGGGGAUACGAAAAGCCAGUCUCUUGUGAAACGUGCUCUGGUAAGGUUGGUAGCGCCGAGCCACUCUUUCUCUCUCUGUUGAUUCGCAUAUUGACGACGACAUUUUCUAUAUACCUAGUGUGGAUUUUUUUGGUGGUGUAGUGUUUGUGUUAAUUACUAGUGUAUGACGUGUGCCGACUUGUUGGAUUACGUGGUGAUUUUUGUGUGCUGUGUGCUUGGUUUCUUGAUCUAGUGUGAAUUUUUGUAUGAUGAGUUUUUAAUGAAGUAACAUGUAUCCGAGUGCUGGUAUGAACGCCGCGGCCGCAGCUGCGGUAGCUGCCGCACGACAUCCGGGUCCACCCCAGCCUGGACAACCCUUUAAAUUUACAGUGGGUGAAUCAUGUGAUAGGAUUAAAGAAGAAUUCAACUUUUUACAGGCUCAGUAUCAUAAUUUAAAAUUGGAAUGCGAAAAACUGGCAAGUGAAAAAAUUGAGAUUCAAAGACAUUACGUUAUGUAUUAUGAAAUGUCCUACGGAUUAAACGUUGAAAUGCACAAACAGACUGAAAUUGCAAAGAGACUGAACGCCAUAAUUGCACAAAUCCUGCCGUUCUUAUCGCAGGAACAUCAGCAGCAAGUUGCCACAGCGGUGGAAAGGGCUAAACAAGUAACAAUGACAGAACUGAAUGCUAUAAUUGGGCAACAACGGCCAGAUUUGCCCAGGCUGCUUCAGCAAAUGCACGCGCAACAAUUGCCGGCCCAUGCAGCCCCACCCAUUCCCAUGAUGCCUCAUCCAGGGCUGGCGGCACCCCCAAGCUCCGCGGCCAGUUUGUUGGGCCUUUCGGGCGGCCUGCCCGCCCAACAUCCCCUUUCGAUGCUAGCCUCGAAGCCGGACCUGCAUCGACCGGAUGACGUCAAAUCCAACAGCGGUAUCAACUCAGCCGAAGAGCGUCACAGAAGUUCCAUUUCCCCAGCAGAAAGGGAAAAGUACCGACCAAGAACUCCCCAAGAGCCAGAGUUAAAAAAGCCUAAAAAAGAAGAAAAAGAUACUGGUCACCACAGCGAUGGAGAAAAAAGCGACCAAGACCUCGUGGUAGAUGACGCUUCGGAAGACCCAGUUUCUCCACCCAAUGGAACUAACUCCCCCAGAGAGAACGGAAUAGAUAAACUUCCGAAAAAAGAACAUCCAGCGAACAAUUUUGUGUCAGGUCCGCACAGUCCGCGUUCGGGAACAUCUAGCAACGCCUCAACGCCGUCUACCAAAAAAAUGGAUAACGAAAAACCGACAACCCCGAUUUCCAAGAGCGUUACGCCAACUUCAGCUUCAGGAUCUUCAGCGGGUGGUAGCGGAAUGAAGCCGGUUGUGAAGCCGCCAGCUUUGGGGCAGUACCCGAACUAUUUGGCCAUGUCUAAUGGCGCGUCUCCACACGAUCUGCAAGCGGCCGCGGCGGCCGCAGCAGCUGGUUCCUAUGGCGGCCUGCAUAACAACAUACCGCCAUCUCUUAACAACUACCCAAGGCCCCCGCUGCAAGUUGGCUACGAUCCUCAUUCUCAGAUGAGGGCUCCCGUUGUUCCCGGACUGGGGAUACCCGGAGGAAAACCGGCAUAUUCGUUUCACGUAAGUGCCGACGGUCAAAUGCAACCGGUGCCCUUUCCGCCGGAUGCCCUUGUAGGACCUGGAAUCCCCCGUCAUGCAAGGCAGAUCAACACUUUAAGUCAUGGGGAAGUCGUGUGCGCAGUCACCAUCUCGAAUCCGACCAAGUACGUCUACACGGGCGGAAAAGGUUGCGUCAAGGUCUGGGAUAUUAGUCAACCUGGAUCUAAGAGUCCAGUCUCACAGUUAGAUUGUUUGCAAAGAGACAACUACAUUAGAUCCGUGAAACUGCUGCCGGACGGAAGGACCCUCAUCGUAGGGGGCGAAGCUAGCAACUUAUCAAUUUGGGACCUGGCGAGUCCCACGCCGCGCAUCAAGGCGGAGCUAACGUCAAGCGCGCCUGCGUGCUACGCAUUGGCGAUCUCGCCCGACUCGAAAGUCUGCUUUAGCUGCUGCUCGGACGGCAACAUCGCCGUCUGGGAUCUGCACAACCAAACGCUGGUGAGGCAGUUCCAAGGACACACGGAUGGCGCAUCGUGCAUAGAUAUAUCAGCAGACGGGACGAAAUUAUGGACAGGCGGCUUGGACAACACAGUGCGCAGCUGGGAUCUGCGCGAAGGCAGGCAGCUUCAGCAGCACGAUUUCAGUUCGCAGAUAUUCUCGUUGGGUUACUGUCCGACAGGCGAAUGGUUGGCUGUGGGCAUGGAGAACUCGAAUGUUGAGGUGUUGCACGCCUCAAAGCCCGACAAGUAUCAGUUGCAUCUGCACGAAAGCUGCGUGCUGAGUCUGAGAUUCGCCGCGUGCGGAAAAUGGUUUGUUUCUACUGGUAAAGAUAAUUUGCUGAACGCUUGGAGAACACCUUAUGGCGCUAGCAUAUUCCAGUCUAAGGAGUCGUCAAGCGUGUUGAGUUGUGACAUAUCUGCUGAUGAUAAAUACAUAGUUACCGGUUCCGGAGACAAAAAGGCGACGGUUUACGAAGUCAUCUAUUAAAGUAACCUUAUAAGUGUAGAUUAAAUUUAAAGAAAUUGUGAUAAUAAUCGUGUAAUAAACUACUUAUAACUGUCACCGAGACUAAGUGACAGUGAUCUGAUGUGAGAUAUACUAGAUAUUUAGUUAGAUUAUUCGGUGAUCUCCAUGACAUGCUUUUUUUAAUAAUUUAAUCAACUAUUUGUAAAUACUUUUAAUUUUAUAUUACGACAAGAUUUGUUGUUUUUACUCAAACGUUAUAGAUUUAACAAACUUAGUUUUAUUAGUUUUUAUUAAGACCCUUUAAUGUGUAAAUAUCACUUAUAAAUGCAAUGCACAUUGUUUUAUUUGUUAUUUAAUAUGUAGCAAGCAUGAUUUUAAAAUGCAUAAUUAAUUCUGGGACUUAUGAAAUUAUUUAACAUGUCAUAAAAUAUUUUUAUAAACCUAGUAAACAUUAUUCAACUGAAAUAUUUACUUAUUCUUUAUCGCCUUAGUUAUUGCUGUAAUAAAUGUAUAGAAACAUCAAGCUUUCAUUUCCCUUGCUGUGAAUAAGUAAAUAUUUUUAACUCAAAUUAAUUAUAAAAUAUUUUAUGAAUUCCCCACGGUUAAAUUACAAUUAAUGUAUAAUAUUAUAUAUUUGUAAUUGAGCAUAAUAAAAUUAUUUAAAGAAAAUAUCUUAAUGUUGCCUACAAGAAAAUGGUUUCAUUUUUGUACAUCAUGCAAAAUUAAAUGCUAUUUUUAUCACUUCAAAAGCUGGCCCACAAAAUUGUAUUUGUUAAAAAUAUGAAGAUAGUCUAUUUUGAUUUUGAUGACCAGGUUUUAAAAUGUAAAAGUUACACAUUGUCUUAUAAUAAGUGUGAUUUUUUUAGUAGAUAGCAUUUUAAUAAUUUUAAACCAAUAUUAGGUAAUAAUAAUUAUUUAUUCUUAUUUAAUUUUAACCAUUUAAAUUUAAUGAAACCGAAUUAUUUUUGUAUUAAAUACCGUAAAACUGUUUUAAUUUACAUUUUUGUUUAUUGUUUAAAAUUUUAUUCAACA
Molecule: messenger RNA, 3587 nt
Organism: Brassicogethes aeneus
Lineage: Eukaryota; Metazoa; Arthropoda; Insecta; Coleoptera; Nitidulidae
Source: the annotation of a GenBank genome assembly